Striga hermonthica is the source of this 1107-nucleotide messenger RNA. Lineage: Eukaryota; Viridiplantae; Streptophyta; Magnoliopsida; Lamiales; Orobanchaceae. The record is from the annotation of a GenBank genome assembly.
AUGGUCGACGGUGUUUGCGGAAAGCCCCACGGCUGCCCAGUGACUGGUUAUGUUUUAGGCUUCGCCUUUGGGAUGGGUUUAACCGUGUGCUUUGCGCGGUACCAAAAUGUCCGAUCAAAAUGCCGCACUGAUUUGUUAACUUGGCUCAAUCACCACCUUGACAAGAUUUGGCCUUAUGUCGAUGAGGCAGCAUCAGAGGUUAUAAGAAGCUCUGUAGAACCAAUUCUUGAGCAAUACCGGUCAGCAGUUUUGGCAUCUCUAAAGUUCUCUAAGUUGACUCUUGGUACCGUUCCACCUCAGUUCACAGGAGUUUCCAUCGUUGUGGGUGAAUCUGACGAGAUAAUUAUGGAAUUGGACUUGCAGUGGGAUGGAAAUCCUAAAAUUGUACUUGAUAUAAAGACUAGACUCGGUGUAACUCUACCAAUACAGGUCAAAAAUAUUGGAUUUACUGGGGUUUUUAGGAUAAUAUUCAAACCAUUAGUUGACGAGUUUCCCUGUUUCGGAGCUCUUUGUUAUUCAUUGAGAGAGAAGAAAAAUCUCGACUUUAGCCUCAAAGUGAUUGGUGGUGAUAUAUCAGCAAUUCCAGGAGUAUCUGAUGCUCUUGAAGAAACAAUACGAGAUGCUAUUGAAGAUUCUAUCACUUGGCCAGUACGUAAAAUCAUACCCAUAUUACCAGGAGAUUACAGUUACCUAGAGUUAACGCCAGUGGGGACUUUGAAUGUGAAGCUCAUUGAAGCAAAGGAAUUGACAAAUAAGGACAUAAUUGGAAAAUCUGAUCCAUUUGCCGAGCUAUUCAUCCGUCCCCUACGUGACAGGAUAAAAACUAGCAACACAAUAAACAAUCAAACAAGUCCAAUCUGGAACGAGCACUUUGAGUUUGUUGUGGAGGAUGUGACCACCCAACAUUUGACCAUAAGAGUUUAUGAUGAUGAAGGAAUUCAAGCUUCUGAAUUAAUUGGUUGUGCUCAAGUAUCACUAGGCGAGCUUGAGGCUGGUAAAGUGAAAGAUGUGUGGUUGAAACUGGUGAAGGAUCUCGAGGUCCAGAAAGACCAGAAAAACCGUGGUCAGGUGAGAUGGCCAAACCUACAUUCCCACUCAGUUUCUUAA